CUCUCACUUCUCGUCGCGAGUUACAGGUAGUGCGGUGCGGCGGCCUCUCUCUCUCUCUCUCUCUCUCUCUCUCUCUCUCUAUAUCCCUGCGCCGGAAAGAGGCGAAAAAUUUAGAGGAAGAAUGACUAGUUCUGCUUCAAAGGUGGGAGGGAGCGGCCUGGUGAAGAGGGUAGAGAUUGAAGGAAGGGGGAGGGCUCUGGUUGCCUCUCAAUCACUCAGAGGCGGCCAAAUCAUCCUCACAGACUCUCCUAUCCUACUCUAUUCCGCACAUCCUCUUUCCUCCUCCUCCAACGCUUACUGUUCCAACUGCUUCAGGCACUUACAAACUUGUUCCACCCUCGUCUCCUGCUCUUCAUGCCCUUGUCUCUUCUGCUCCCCCGAUUGCCUCACUCAUGCCCUCUCUUCCUCCCACUCUCCCUGGGCCUGCUUCGCCCUAUCUCUUUUGCGCGCUUCUCCCUCUCUCUCACUCUCCCAUUCCGAGCGCCAAGUCCAAGCCCGUUUUCUAGUCGCCGCAUACAAUCUCGCCAUCGUCUCCCCUUCCCACUUCCACAUAUUGCUUUCUCUUCAAGGCAUGGCUCUACCCUCCUCUGAUUCUGACGCUCCCACCUUCCUCCAUUCCCUCCUCUCUUCCCUCUCUCCUCCUCAGGGCGUUGCCGGAUUCUCUGUAGAGCUCACCACCGCUUUGCUCGCCAAGGACAAGCUCAAUGCUUUCGGUCUAAUGGAGCCUCCCGCACCUGCCCCAGGCGGCGAGAGAUCCGUCAGAGCUUAUGGAAUCUACCCCAAAGCUUCUUUCUUCAACCACGAUUGUCUUCCCAAUGCUUGCCGAUUCGAUUAUGUCGAUACUGCCUCCCACCAUAAUACUGACAUCACCAUUAGACUCAUUCAUGAUGUUCCCGAGGGAAGUGAGAUUUGUUUGAGUUAUUUUCCCGUGAAUGAGACUUAUGCUGACAGACAGAAGAGGCUGCUGGAAGAUUACGGCUUUACCUGUUAUUGUGACCGUUGUCGGGUUGAAGCUAAUUGGAAAGAUGAUGAUGAGCAAGAGGAGGAGCAGGAUGAUGAGGGCCAAGUGAUGGAUGAGGACCAGGAUGAACAAAUGAUUGGUUCAGAAAAUGAGAACGAGAUUGGAGAUGGAGGAGGGGAAAAUGAUUUCCCUCACGCCUAUUUCUUUUUGAGAUACAUGUGUAGUAGAGAAAAUUGCUGGGGCACACUGGCUCCAUUGCCUCCAUCGGAUUCAGAUGCAUCUCCUUCUAAUCUCAUGGAAUGUAACGUCUGUGGAAACUUGAAGAAGGCUGAUGAAGACUUCAACAGCGAUGAAGACAGGCUCUCUGUGGAUGACUGAGCUCUUUUCACUUUCAUGAUGAUGUUGCAACUACAGACUUGUUGAUACCAUGGUUCCUAUCAAAACUCUGAGCCAACUUGAAGCUGUGGCAAUCUGUUGUCAUAGGAAGAUUGCUGAAGAAUGAGGAAGGAGGAAAUUGAAUAGGCUAGGAUCUUUGUGAGAACAUUUUAUUUUUUUCUUUAUUUUUGUCAUGUAAAAUAAGUACACCAAACUGGACACAGGGGCUUCAACUCAAGUGCAGAGUUUCUGGAAUUUCUAUUGCUUAAAAAAUUCUUCUUACUAGGCUCCUUCUAUACACUAAGACAAGCAAAUUGAGAUUGUUUUCCAUUGCUUCUUCCAAUUCCUUUACAUGAGCUUGUCAUGCUAGCAAGGAAGUGCUUCUCUCCCUCUCCUCUAGACCACCCCAAAAAUCUCAAAGAAUGACAAAAACAUGGCCCAGAUGUCUCAGGCUAGGAAAGGACAUCAAGAGAUGGCUUACUGACAUUUGUUUUGUGGAUGCAGCACCUAUCAACCGAGAUCUGCUGCCUCAUUAAGAACUAGUCAAUGUCCAAAUUCUUUUUCCCCGACUGUCCCUGGGAAAAAUGUUGCUUUUGGAGGGGUUAGGGUUAGAAAAGGAGACCCAAGUAUCUUAGGUGCUAAGGAAAUUGACAUUCACUGCUGCAACUUCACCUCAAGGAAGGAUCUCACUGAAAAUUUUAGCCUUGGUUUAAUUCAUUUGAACAGUUGUUAUUUACUUGCGGCUUGCUAUUGCUGUCAAGUGCUAGCACAAUAAGGAGUGUCAAGUUGUAGUAACAUCAGUUUUCUUAUAUUUUCUCUAUCAAAGUACAUCACUUAAAAGUUAUAAUCUUCCUAUACUUGUUGAAUUGGGUAAUUUAGUUACAACACUUCCUUGUACGUGAUUCUCAACAUCUCUGCACAAAACCUCCUUGACUGAGUCUGAAUCUUUUUAUUUUUCAUCGCCCCAAAGCCAUGGCCAUGUAAUGACUUGGAUGCAAUGCCAUGCUACAUAAUCGUCUUGCCUGCCUCAUUAGCUACUUUAUCAUUGUAUCUUGGGAUGGUUCUUUGCUUUCCCUCCAAUUAUGUGCAUCCUGACAGAUCCA
Messenger RNA from Vitis riparia (riverbank grape), 2439 nucleotides. Its product is annotated as histone-lysine N-methyltransferase ASHR2. The record is from RefSeq and is a predicted model, not a curated record. Bases 122 to 1339 code for a protein of 405 amino acids. Gene Ontology annotation, molecular function: protein binding. NCBI's taxonomy places the organism in Eukaryota, Viridiplantae, Streptophyta, Magnoliopsida, Vitales, Vitaceae. The transcript is spliced from 2 exons.